Fusarium oxysporum Fo47 is the source of this 6653-nucleotide messenger RNA. Its product is annotated as glutamate synthase (NADH). The coding region runs from base 124 to 6465 and encodes 2113 amino acids. NCBI's taxonomy places the organism in Eukaryota, Fungi, Ascomycota, Sordariomycetes, Hypocreales, Nectriaceae. The record is from RefSeq and is a predicted model, not a curated record. Gene Ontology annotation, molecular function: iron ion binding; iron-sulfur cluster binding; FMN binding. The transcript is spliced from 3 exons.
GAUUUAAUGCUAGAUCUCCAUUAGAGUGGCUACAGCUGCUCUUACCAACGCGCCCCGCGAUCCUACAUCCCCCACCGAACUCCCCCACAACCCCACCCAAGUUCGAUCGAAUCCUUGCCUAGCAUGGGCCUAAACGAGGACUUCGACGACCGACAGAUUCAAACCGAAGCCGAGCAACAACCAUACAUACCAUAUGAGUAUCAGACUGAGAACAAUGACUCGUGGGCUGGUGCCUUGCCGGUGAAGCAGGGUCUCUAUGACCCUUCUUAUGAGAAGGAUGCUUGCGGUGUCGGCUUUGCUUGCCACAUCAAAGGCAAGCCUAGCCACAAGAUUGUCAGUGAUGCCCGUAACCUUCUCUGCAACAUGACUCACCGUGGUGCCGUGGGAUCCGAUGCACGAGAUGGUGAUGGUGCUGGUGUCAUGACAUCCAUCCCCCACCGGUUCUUCAUCAAGAACUUUGAGAAGGAGGAGGACAUUAAGCUGCCUCCCCUGGGCCAGUACGCCGUGGGAAACCUGUUUUUUAAGCCCGACGAGGAGACUCUUCAAGAGUCCAAGAGGCAGCUGGAAGAUGUUGCCGAGUCGCUGGGCCUCCGAGUCCUUGGAUGGCGAAGGCCUCCUGUCGACUCGACUCUUCUAGGACCUGCAGCCAAAUCGCGCGAGCCUAUCAUCGCUCAGCCUUUUGUUGUCCUGGCCUCUGCUUACGGUACUGGAAAUGCUCCCGAAAUGACCGACCCUGAGAAGUUUGACGAACGCCUGUUUGAGAGACAGCUGUACAUCCUUCGAAAGCGUGCCACUCAGAGCAUUGGUCUUCACAACUGGUUCUAUCUCUGCUCCCUUUCAAACAAGAACAUCGUUUACAAGGGUCAGCUCGCUCCCGUCCAGGUUUACUCUUACUACCACGAUCUUGUCAACGCUGAUUACGAGGCCCACUUUGCUCUGGUGCACUCUCGUUUCUCUACAAACACUUUCCCCUCCUGGGACCGUGCUCAGCCUCUCCGAUGGGCUGCCCACAACGGUGAAAUCAACACACUACGAGGAAACAAGAACUGGAUGCGCGCCCGUGAGGGUGUCAUGCAGUCUGAUAUCUUCAAGGAGGAGCUCGAGCAGAUGUACCCUGUUGUCGAGGAUGGUGGUUCCGAUUCUGCUGCUUUCGAUAACGUUCUCGAGCUUCUUACAAUUAACGGUGUUCUCUCUCUUCCCGAAGCUGUUAUGCUCAUGGUUCCUGAGGCCUGGCAAGGCAACCAGCAUAUGGACCCCAAGAAGGCUGCAUUCUACGAGUGGGCUGCUUGCCAGAUGGAGCCCUGGGAUGGCCCUGCUCUGUUCACAUUCGCCGAUGGCCGAUACUGUGGUGCCAACCUUGACCGAAAUGGUCUCCGACCUUGCCGUUUCUACGUGAUGGACGAUGACCGUAUCAUCUGUGCUUCUGAGGUCGGAACUAUCCCCGUCGAGCCCGAGACUGUCAUCCAGAAGGGUCGUCUGCAGCCCGGUCGUAUGUUGUUGGUCGAUACACAGGCUGGUCGCAUCAUUGAUGACAAGGAGUUGAAGGAGGCUGUUUCGAGUCGAUAUGACUUCCGAGCCUGGCUCGAUAGUGAAUUGAUUACUCUGCCCAAGGUCGUUGAGAUCAUGGAGCAGGCCCUGGACCUUGCACCCAAGCUUGAUGACAAGGCUAUCCAGGCUGACCCCCUUCUCCUCUCCUACGGUUAUACCCAUGAGCAGGUUUCCCUAUUACUCGCUCCUAUGGCCGCUGAUGAGAAGGAAGCUCUGGGAUCCAUGGGUAACGAUGCUCCCCUUGCUUGCCUGACACAGGCUCCUCGUCUCCUCUAUGAUUACUUCCGACAGCUCUUUGCUCAGGUCACUAACCCUCCCAUUGAUCCUAUCCGAGAGUCCAUUGUCAUGUCUCUUGAAUGUUAUGUUGGUCCCCAGGGUAACCUGCUGGAGAUGGACGCUUCCCAGUGCGGUCGUCUUCUGCUUCCCAGCCCCAUCCUCUCGAUCGAGGAGUUCAAUGCCGUCAAGAACAUGUCCAACAAGUAUUCCGAUUGGACUGUCAAGACUAUUGAUCUGACCUUCCCCAAGAGCCAAGGUGUUCAGGGCUAUAUCAAGCAUCUCGAUGAGAUCUGUAACGAGGCCUCCGCCGCCAUCGAGGCUCGUGACCGUGUUAUUGUCCUUUCCGACCGCAACACCUCGGCUGACCGCGUGCCUGUUUCCGCUGUCCUCGCUUCUGCUAUGGUUCACCAUCACCUUGUCAGCAACAAGUGGCGAUCCAUGGUUGCUCUCGUUGUCGAGACCGCUGAGGCUCGUGAGGUUCACCACAUGUGUGUCCUCCUCGGUUACGGUGCUGAUGCCAUCAACCCCUACCUUGCUAUGGAGUGCAUUCUCAAGUUGAACCGUGAGGGUUUGAUCAAGAAGAAGACUACCAAUGAGACUCUUAUCCGUAACUACAAGCACUCCUGUGAUGGUGGUAUUCUCAAGGUUAUGAGUAAGAUGGGUAUCUCUACUCUCGCCUCUUACAAGGGUGCCCAGAUUUUCGAAAUCCUGGGUCUUGAUGAGACAGUUGUUGAGCGAUGUUUCAGGGGUACUGCUUCUCGUAUCCAAGGUAUGACUUUCGAGCUCAUUGCUGAGGAGGCAUUCCGAUUCCACGAGCGUGGUUUCCCCACCCGUGAGACUAUCCUCCCCUCUGGUCUUCCUGAGUCUGGCGAGUACCACUGGCGAGAUGGUGGUGAGCCCCACGUCAACGACCCUACCUCGAUUGCCAACAUCCAGGACGCCGUUCGCACCAAGAACGACAAGUCCUACGAGGCUUACUCCCGCUCCGAGUAUGAGCAGAUCAAGAACUGUACCCUCCGUGGUCUUCUUGACUUCAAGUUUGAGGACUGCACUCCUGUCCCUAUCGACCAGGUCGAGCCUUGGACUGACAUCGUCCGUCGCUUCUGCACUGGCGCCAUGUCGUACGGUUCCAUCUCCAUGGAGUCUCACUCUACUCUUGCCGUUGCCAUGAACCGUCUUGGUGGCAAGUCCAACACUGGUGAGGGUGGUGAGGAUCCUGAGCGGUCUCAACGUAUGCCUAACGGUGACACCAUGCGUUCUGCCAUCAAGCAGGUCGCUUCUGGUCGUUUCGGUGUCACUUCUGCCUACCUUGCUGACUCCGACGAGCUUCAGAUCAAGAUGGCUCAGGGUGCCAAGCCUGGUGAGGGUGGUGAGCUUCCUGGCCACAAGGUGUCCAAGUCUAUUGCUCGCACCCGUCACUCCACCCCUGGUGUCGGUCUUAUCUCGCCUCCUCCUCACCACGACAUUUACUCCAUUGAGGAUCUCAAGCAGCUGAUCUACGAUCUUAAGUGCUCCAGCCCUCGAUCCCGAGUCUCCGUCAAGCUUGUGUCUGAGGUCGGUGUCGGUAUCGUCGCCUCUGGUGUCGCCAAGGCCAAGGCCGAUCACAUCCUGAUCUCUGGUCACGAUGGUGGUACUGGUGCCUCUCGAUGGACUGGUAUCAAGUACGCUGGUCUCCCUUGGGAGUUGGGUCUGGCUGAGACUCACCAAACUCUGGUACUUAACGAUCUUCGUGGUCGUGUUGUUGUCCAGACUGAUGGCCAGCUCAAGACUGGUCGUGAUGUUGCCCUGGCUUGUCUGCUUGGUGCUGAAGAAUGGGGCUUUGCUACCGCUCCUCUCAUCGCUAUGGGCUGUGUCUUCAUGCGCAAGUGCCAUCUGAACACUUGCCCUGUUGGUAUCGCUACCCAGGAUCCUGAGCUUCGCAAGAAGUUCACUGGAACUCCCGAGCACGUCAUCAACUUCUUCUACUAUGUUGCCAACGAGCUCCGAGCCAUCAUGGCCCAGCUCGGUUUCCGAACCAUCAACGAGAUGGUUGGUCACGUCGAGGUCCUCAAGAUGCGUGAUGACCUUCGAACCAACAAGACAGCCAACAUUGACCUGUCUCUCCUCCUGACACCGGCACACAAGCUCCGACCUGGUGUUGCCACCUUCAACGUCCGAAAGCAGGACCACAAGCUCCACGUCCGACUCGAUAACAAGCUUAUCUCCGAGUCUGAGUUGACUCUCGACAAGGGUCUCCCCUCCAGAAUCGAGUGUGACAUCGUCAACACUGACCGAGCAAUGGGUACUUCCCUUUCUUACCACAUCUCCAAGCGAUACGGCGAGGCUGGACUGCCCAUGGACACUGUCCAUGUUAAUAUCAAGGGCUCCGCUGGCCAGUCUUUCGGUGCUUUCCUCGCUCCUGGUGUCACUCUUGAGCUCGAGGGUGAUGCCAACGAUUAUGUCGGCAAGGGCUUGUCUGGUGGUCGUCUGAUCAUCUACCCUCCCCGCUCCGCUGUCUUCAAGUCGGAGGAGAACAUCCUCAUUGGCAACACUUGCUUGUACGGUGCUACUACUGGUACUUGCUUCUUCCGUGGUGUUGCUGCCGAGCGAUUCGCUGUACGAAACUCAGGUGCUACCGCCGUUGUUGAGGGUGUUGGUGACCACGGUUGUGAGUACAUGACUGGCGGUCGCGUUGUUGUUCUUGGAUCUACUGGUCGCAACUUUGCUGCUGGUAUGUCUGGUGGUAUUGCCUACAUCUUGGAUGUUCAUGGUGAUUUCCACUCCAAGCUCAACGGCGAGAUGGUCGAGGCCAGUGGUCUUGAAGACCCUGCUGAGAUUGCUUUCGUUCGCGGUCUCAUUGAGGAUCAUCACCACUACACUGGCUCCGAGCGCGCAGCUCGCAUCCUGGUUGACUUUAACCGAGCUCUUCCUCGAUUCAUCAAGAUUCUCCCUGUUGACUACAAGCGUGUCCUCGAGGAAGAGGCUGCCAAGGCUGCUGAGGCCAAACGUGCUGAGUACAACCUUCCUGCUGUCUCUGGUGUCCAGCACAAGAAGUCCGAGAAGGUUGCCAAGCUCCAGGAUCUCGAGGAGGCUGUUGGUGACAACGCUGCCGAGAAGAAGCGUGCCCUUGUUCUCGACAAGACUCGAGGCUUCAAGAUGUACAAGCGCCGCCAGGAGAAGUACCGACCUGUCAACUCUCGUCUCAAGGAUUGGGCUGAGCUGAGCUCUCGUCUGGACGAGGACGAGCUCAAAUACCAGUCAGCCCGUUGCAUGGACUGCGGUGUUCCUUUCUGUCAGUCCGAGACUGGUUGCCCUAUCUCCAACAUCAUCCCUAAAUGGAACGAAUUGGUGUUCCAGAACCAGUGGAAGGAUGCUCUCAACCGUCUCCUCAUGACCAACAACUUCCCCGAGUUCACUGGCCGUGUUUGCCCGGCUCCUUGUGAGGGUGCUUGUGUCUUAGGUAUCAACGAGGACCCUGUUGGUAUUAAGUCUAUUGAGUGCGCCAUCAUUGACCGUGGCUUCGAGAUGGGAUGGAUGGUUCCUCAGCCUCCCAAGGUCCGGACUGGCAAGACUGUCGCGAUCAUUGGAUCCGGCCCUGCUGGUCUGGCCGCUGCUGAUCAGCUCAACCGUGCCGGUCACCUCGUUACUGUCUACGAGCGAGCUGACCGUCUUGGAGGUCUUCUUAUGUAUGGUAUUCCCAACAUGAAGCUCGACAAGCGUAUUGUCAAGCGCCGUACCGAUUUCAUGGCCUCUGAGGGUAUUAUUUUCAAGACUGGCGUUGCUGUUGGCGAGGAGGGUCACCCCUCUCUCAACGAGCUCCGAGCCAGCAACAGCGCCGUCGUCAUUGCAACUGGUGCUACUGUUGCUCGCGACCUUCCUAUCAAGGGCCGUCAGCUCGAGGGUAUUCACUACGCUAUGGAGUUCCUCCACAAGAACACCAAGUCUCUCCUUGACUCCGAGCUUGCUGACAACACCUACAUCUCCGCCAAGGGCAAGGACGUUGUGGUCAUCGGUGGUGGUGACACUGGUAACGAUUGUAUUGGUACUUCUCUCCGUCACGGUGCCAAGUCCGUCACCAACUUCGAGCUUCUGCCUCAACCUCCUCCUGAGCGUGCCAACGACAACCCUUGGCCUCAGUGGCCUCGUAUCUACCGUGUUGAUUACGGUCACACUGAGGUUCGCCAGCACACUGGCAAGGAUCCUCGUGAGUACUGCAUCAUGUCUGAGGAGUUCAUGGAUGAUGGCUCUGGCAAGGUCAAGGGCAUCAACACCAUCCGCGUGGAGUGGACCAAGUCUCCUAGCGGUGGUUGGGACAUGAAGAAGGUUGAGGGCUCUCAGCAGUUCUUCCCUGCCGACCUCGUCCUCCUUGCCAUGGGUUUCCUUGGACCUGAGGCUCGUGUUCUUGGUGACGAGAUCGAGAAGGAUGCUCGCAAGAAUGUCAAGACUGCCCCCGGCAAGUACAGCACCAACCUCGAGGGCGUCUUCGCUGCUGGUGACGCCCGCCGCGGACAAUCUCUCAUUGUCUGGGGUAUCAACGAAGGACGCCAGGCUGCUCGCGAGAUUGAUCUUUAUCUUGAGAAGUACACCAACCUGCCUGUUACUGGUGGUAUCACCAAGCGCACUGCGCAGGAGAUUUUCAGCCAGAUCAAGGUCGAGGCUUGAAUAAAAUUUGCAUAGUUCCAUUAUUUAUUCUCUCUUUGGGGCACAGGAGCAACGGAUCGGAUACAUGAUACCAUGACCAUGGAAUCGGAUAUGAUAAAAGGUGUCUGUUCAGGAAUGAUGGAUGUUUUUAGUUAUACCAAUUUGAAUGACUGUUGGCUACGACGAGCUAUCAGAAUAUUUGAUUUGAU